UAUUACUCAAAACUUUAGGAUUAAAGUGAAAUUAAGGCAACGAUAGUUGCUUUAUAAAAUAUUUACAGAGAUCUCUCUUAGCAUCCUUUUUUUUUCUUCCUUUUUAUUAUGAUUCUGUCUGAAACCCAGCAACAACCUUAACUUAAAAUUACUAAACAAACAAAACCUUAUAAUCAUUCAUCUAGUGAAGCUGACUUUUCCGAUCUGAUCGACAGUUCGUUUUGAUCUCUCAGAUGCUCUGUUGAAAAUUCUCUUAAAUUUCUCUACCGAGUGAGUUCUUCCCUCAAUUUUUGCCCUGAUUUGAAGCUGGAUUCAUUCUAUGAAGUUAAACUAUUCAUUUGGGUCUAGUAGCCCCAAAUCUUACAAGGCAUAUCCAAGGGGUGAUUUUGACUUGGAAUCUGGGAACCUUAAAAGAUCAAGAAAGGUAAAAGGUUCAAAUUUUUACCCCAUCAAAAUGCUUAAAUCAUUGGGAAAACGAAUUCAUAGUUAUUACAAGCUUCACCCAGCUAUGUUGUUUAUGAUAUCCUUGUCAAUUGGGGUCAUUAUUCUUAUUGUAUUAUCUGUUUCUGAAAGGCGAUUUCGGAUGAAUGGUAAUUAUGCAAGAUUUGAUAAGGGUGUGGAUGCUGCAUAUCCAUUUUCUAAGUUUAGGAAUCUUGUUAUGGUUGCUGGACAUUCAGUUUAUACAAGUAGUAGUUGUGAGAAAGUUGAUAAGGAGGAUUCUUGGUUUUUAGAGUCUUAUCAAAAGCACCCUGGUCAAGCUGCAACCUUUGUGCAACAUAUACAGAAGGGGGUUGAAAUUACAGCGGAUGACGAUGAUGCAUUGCUCCUCUUCAGUGGUGGAGAGACGAGGAAAGAUGCUGGGCCGCGAAGUGAAGCUCAAAGUUACUGGACUGUUGCUGAAUCUAAAGGGUGGUUUGGCAAGCAAGAAAGUGUAAGAGGGAGGGCACUCACUGAAGAGCAUGCGAGGGACAGUUUUGAGAAUCUUCUCUUUAGCGUUUGUCGGUUCAGAGAGCUUACUGGCACUUAUCCACAUAAUAUAACUGUUGUAGGAUAUGAUUUCAAGGAGAAGAGAUUUAAGCAUCUGCAUCGGUCUGCAAUUGGAUUUCCAGAAACAAGAUUCUUUUAUUCAGGGACAUCAUCUUCCCAAACUUCAAGGGAAGCAGCUUUAAAAGGAGAAGCACUGGUGAGAACACAGUUUCAAGAAGAUCCUUACGGCUGUAAAGGUUCUCUUCGUCGCAAGAAACUUGGUCGUGAUCCUUUUCAUCGUUCAAUCCCUUAUCCUAAUGGGUGUCCUGAAAUUGAGGGUUUGUUCAGAUAUUGUGGAACAGCUCCAUAUUCAGGUUCCCUACCUUGGGCCUAAUAGAAUUUCAUAGUUCUGAAAAAUUAGAAGAUAGCAAUUAAAAGCCAAUGUCAUAAAAUAUAGGUAGCUUCUUCUAUUAUUUGUUCCUAUGUACUUACUACCUUUUCUUUCUUGUAUUUUUUUAUAUUGGAAUAGCAAGGAACUAACUUGUCUGCUAGUGUAGAGAAUAAAACGGCAAGUUCAGUCUGGUUUAAAAGAUAUUAUAGAUACUGUCGAUUAUUUAAAAAAUGCAGCAUGCUACCUGGUGUCA
Molecule: messenger RNA, 1610 nt
Organism: Nicotiana tabacum (common tobacco)
Lineage: Eukaryota; Viridiplantae; Streptophyta; Magnoliopsida; Solanales; Solanaceae
Source: RefSeq, a predicted model, not a curated record